CCUGUCCCUGAACCAGGGGGAAGCUUCCAUAUAUAACUAGGUUGAUGACUGCCCUUCCCCCCCAAAAAAGCGUGCAGGGAACAAAAUAAAAGUUAGAUGACAUGGAUUUCUAAAAAGAAAAGAAAAAGGGAAAUUAUAUAAAUAGCAUAAAGCAGAGAAGACACUUACGCAAAAAAAAAACUGUCUAUUUUUGAAUAAGUGCAAAACAGAAGAAUAAUUAGAUAGGAUUCUUUGGAUAGUUUAAUUUUUUCAACCGCUAAGAAUUCUCUAUAUUUUUUAUUAUAGAAAUAUAACACCUUUGUAGAAUUUCUCUACAACCAAGAGGGUGGGCAACUCGAUACCUUUUCCUAGUGAGAGAGCAGUAGAGUGAGUUCGAAGGUAAAGUUCAUGUUGAAAAGUUGAGAAAGAGAUCAUUUAAAAGGAGGGGAUCAGCAAGUGGAAGAAGAAAGAAGAGCUAGCAAGUUUGAGAAGGAUCAAAAAUCCAGAAAGUAGAGGGAGAAAAAGAGCAAACAACAACAUGGAGAACCAAAUUGAUCAAGGAUUCUUCUUUCAAUCAGAAAUAUCUAUGGCUACUUCUCAAAUGCAAUCAUGGCCAAGCCCAUGCCAGUUCUCUCCUAACUAUGACAACAGUCCGUUUUCGUCGCUUCCUCCUCCUCCUCCUUCGAUCUAUGGUGAUUUCUAUCCUCGUAGGGUUUACAAUGGUAUGCAAUUCUCCUAUGAUCAUGGGAUUAUGGGGAACAAUCCGUUAUUGGAUCCGUUAGGGUUGACUGGUUCUACGAGCUCUUUCGGGAGUCUGCAGACGGAGUUGAUCAGCAAGAUGAGUGCACAGGAGAUAUUGGAUGCUAAGGCUCGGGCCGCGUCGAAGAGCCAUAGCGAGGCUGAGAGGAGGAGGCGGGAGCGGAUCAACGCUCAUCUUGGUAGAUUACGCAGCUUGCUUCCAAGCACAACCAAGACUGACAAAGCAUCACUAUUAGCUGAAGUUAUCCAACACCUAAAAGAGCUCAAACAGCAAACAUCCGCAAUGGCCGAAGAGAACCCUCUCCCAACCGAGUCUGACGAGCUAACCGUCGUCGCGACAAGCAACAACAACGGACAGUUCAUCGUCAAGGCUUCUCUCUGCUGUGAGGACCGCUCUGAUCUCAUGUCCGACGUCGUCAAGGCUCUCAAAUCUCUUAACCUCCGAACCCUAAAGGCCGAGAUCACCAGUCUCGGUGGUCGAGUUAAGAACGUUCUUAUUAUCACUGGUGAUGAUGAGUCAUCUCAUGAUGACAAUCGACAGUUGUCAAUCUCAUCCAUUCAAGAUGCGCUUAAGGCUGUCAUGGAUCGGAGUUCUGCAGGCGAUGAGUCCUCCAUUAAGAGACAGAGGACCAGCAACUUGACAAGCUUGCUUCAUCAGAGGUCUUUAUAAUUAGUUUAGUUCAAUACGACACACUUAAUAACUAUAUAUAUAUAUAGCGUGAACUAUGGGUGGUUUAAGGGCCUGUAGGGUUUUUAAGGGUUUUCUUGGUUUUAUAUACACGAAGUUGCUCA
Messenger RNA from Asparagus officinalis (garden asparagus), 1530 nucleotides. Its product is annotated as transcription factor bHLH30-like. The transcript has 2 exons. Gene Ontology annotation, molecular function: protein dimerization activity; DNA-binding transcription factor activity. Gene Ontology annotation, biological process: regulation of DNA-templated transcription. Bases 518 to 1408 code for a protein of 296 amino acids. NCBI's taxonomy places the organism in Eukaryota, Viridiplantae, Streptophyta, Magnoliopsida, Asparagales, Asparagaceae. The record is from RefSeq and is a predicted model, not a curated record.